Molecule: messenger RNA, 435 nt
Organism: Lasiodiplodia theobromae
Lineage: Eukaryota; Fungi; Ascomycota; Dothideomycetes; Botryosphaeriales; Botryosphaeriaceae
Exons: 2
Coding region: 1-435 (144 amino acids)
Source: RefSeq, a predicted model, not a curated record
AUGGAACACCAGAACGAGCAGUCAUCCUCCCAGCCCUGGGCUCUUACUGACAGCCUCCGCGACGCUCUGGACACUCGCGUCCAGUCCUUCCUGGAGACACUCGACUCUUCCAAGACCAUGAAUGCUUGGGGUGUCACCCCUCGCCGCGAUUCCAUUGUAUCCGAAUCAGCAGAGUCCUCGGCCGCCGCUGAAGAGCGUGCAAAGACCGAUCCGGAGGCCACCUCUACAGACCUUACUCUUGACGCAGACCAUUCUCUCGACGCCCAAAUCAUCCUUGCCGAAACCAUUAUUCCAAGGUCAGCUGAAAAGGCGGAAGUUGAGCAGAAGGAGCAGCGAAAGGUCCAUUCCUGCACCGUCGACGGCGCAUGUCUCCGCGACCUGUGGCUACGGGGUCUGGUGACCGCCGCAGGCGCCGCGCUGCUCCUCCUUGUCUGA